This is a messenger RNA of Adineta steineri, 777 nucleotides long. Lineage: Eukaryota; Metazoa; Rotifera; Eurotatoria; Adinetida; Adinetidae. The record is from the annotation of a GenBank genome assembly.
AUGGUUCAGUCGUCUGAUAAUAACGCGUUGGCAAUCAUUUCUAGUAUUAAAAGAAGAAAGACUUCAAUUACAGGUUGUCUAGCAUUAUUAUUCUUUAUUAGUAGUAUUGUCUUGGCGAUAUUGUAUGCAAUUGAACUUAGUGAAGAAAAUAACUAUACUACAGCACAAUGUUACGUGACAUCCAUAACGAUCAGUUCAAUUUCUGGAUCUGAUGAUAGUAGAUACUAUCGAGCAGUAUAUAAUGUAAUACUUUAUAAAAAUGAUGGAAUAAAUAUAACAACAGCAAUAUGGUUACCAGUAACUGAUAAUGCAGCACUUAUCGUGAAUAAUCCAUCUCAGAAGUAUCAACCUAAUCGAAUUUAUGCGUGUUACUAUGAACCUUCUCAUUGGAAUCCAGGUGAGGUUCAGUUUAAUCAACCAUCAAAACCAACAGCUAUUGGCAUUCUUUGUGGUUUUAUAAUAUGUUUCUUAUUGAGUAUUAUCAUAUGUUGUUUACAAUUAUAUUUUCGGGUACUAUAUAACAGAAAAACCGAUCAACAAAAUAACGGAAAUAUUCCUGUGAACGUUAAUGACAUGGCAAUAGUAUCAUCAUUAUCAGGGCAGGAUCUUUUCCAUUCUACUAUUCCUGGUUCAAGUACAAGAUAUCCAGCAAUGAUAGGGUUAGAAGAAGAACAAAUAUACGUAAACAGCUUUUCUCCACCUACUUAUGACGAAGUAAUGCAACAAAUGGAUCCGGCACUUUUAAAAAAUAGUGUAGACAAUGUUUUCAAUAAAUGA